Messenger RNA from Melozone crissalis (California towhee), 3463 nucleotides. It is a transcript of the gene LPCAT1, whose product is annotated as lysophosphatidylcholine acyltransferase 1. Gene Ontology annotation, molecular function: calcium ion binding. The transcript is spliced from 14 exons. Bases 1 to 1584 code for a protein of 527 amino acids. The record is from RefSeq and is a predicted model, not a curated record. NCBI's taxonomy places the organism in Eukaryota, Metazoa, Chordata, Aves, Passeriformes, Passerellidae.
AUGAAGUUGAGCAGCCGCGGCCGGGGAUGCUGCGCGGGCGGCAGCCGGGAGCGCGGGCCGCCGCCGCGGAGCCCCUUCGUGCACCAGCUGCGCUUCAGCCCCCUGCAGAAAGCCAAGAUUGCCUUCAUGACCUUGACUCUGUUUCCUAUCCGACUCUUUUUUGCUGCUUUUAUGAUGUUGCUGGCCUGGCCUUUUGCGUUCAUCGCUUCAAUGGGAUCUGAUGAGCAAGAGCUUGAAAAGCCCCUCUCCUGGUGGCGAAAGAUAGUGGAUAUUUUGCUGAAGGCAAUAAUGAGAAUGAUGUGGCUUGCUGGUGGAUUCCACUGGAUAAAUGUAAAAGGCAGACGGGCAUUGCCAGCAGAAGCAGCAAUAUUAACGGUGGCUCCCCACUCUUCCUACUUCGAUGCCAUUCCAGUGACCAUGACCUUCGCCUCCAUUGUGAUGAAGGCAGAAAGCAAAGAUAUCCCUGUUUGGGGAACUCUGAUCAAAUAUAUCCGACCAGUAUUUGUGUCUCGAUCAGACCAGGAUUCUCGCAGGAAAACUGUUGAAGAGAUAAAGAGGCGUGCCCAGUCUGAUGGUAAAUGGCCACAGAUAAUGAUAUUCCCAGAGGGCACUUGCACAAACCGUUCCUGUCUAAUUACAUUCAAACCUGGAGCGUUUAUUCCUGGGGUUCCUGUGCAGCCAGUGGUUUUACGUUAUCCAAACAAACUGGACACAAUCACAUGGACAUGGCAGGGGCCAGGAGCGUUUGAAAUUCUGUGGCUUACUUUAUGUCAAUUUCACAAUUCUGUGGAAAUCGAGUUUCUACCCGUGUACAUUCCUUCAGAAGAAGAAAGAAAAAACCCAGUGUUAUAUGCCAAUAACGUCAGGCGUGUAAUGGCAGAGGCAUUGGGAGUUCCAGUGACAGACUACACGUUUGAAGACUGUCAGCUGGCUUUGGCUGAGGGACAGCUUCGUCUACCUUCAGAUACAUGUCUUUUAGAAUUUGCAAAGCUUGUGAGAAGCCUUGGGCUGAAGCCAGAAACACUUGAAGAUGAUCUUGAUAAAUAUGCUGCCAGUGCCAUGAAAAUGAAGAAUGAAAAAGUUGAUCUCAAAGAAUUUUCAGCCUACUUGGAAUUUCCAGUUUCUCAGACAUUGGAAAGUAUGUUUGCACUUUUUGAUGAGAAUGAAAAUGGUGUAAUUGACAUUCGGGAAUUUGUCAUUGCUCUGUCAGUUGUCUGUAAGCCAUCCAAAACUCUGGAAACAAUUCAGCUGGCAUUUCAGCUGUACCAGUCAGAAGGUGGAACUGUAACAGAAGAGGAUUUAGCUCAUAUCCUGAAGACUGCCAUGGGUGUGUCACAAAUUGAUGUUACACAUCUUUUUAGAGCUGUAGAUGAAGAGGAAAAAGGAAAGAUUACAUAUGAUGACUUCUACACAUUUGCUGUGUUGCACCCACACUUUGCAGAGGAAUAUCUCUAUGCUGAUCAGAUGGGAGCUGAGAGCGGCUUGAAGACUUCAUCUCUUUCUGCUCCUAAUGGUAUCUGUACUGACUUCAGCCCUGACAGCGCUGGAGAUAGAAGGAGGCCCUUGCAGAAGAAACUGAAUUAACACUACAACUCUUACCUUCCUCUCCUGGUGAGAGGGUUGUAUUUUCUUGGGAUUUUCAUAAGUCACUCCAAUUAUACAGCAAAUACCAGUUUUGUGUGUGAAAGUUCUACCUGAAUACCAUCCUUUGAAUCAUAUGUGUUAUGUUUAACAACAUGUUCCAGGUUACUUUGGGAAAGGUGUUUUUUAUUUUUUUUUUAAAGGUCUUUGAAAGGCAAAAAUGUGAAUGUGCUUCAUUAUUAAUGUUCAUAUUUAAAAGGAAGCGGCACAACUUAUUUAUAUUCCAUUGGCUAGUUCCAUGUACCGAGUGUCGCACAAACUGUGCAUGUAUAAAGAAAAUGUAGCUACUAUGGUGUAAAGUGCACUUUGGUGAUUAGUGUUUUCCCUAGUUAUGGGGAUGUUUAUUUGGGGCCAAACUUUGCUGUCCAUAUCUGAAUAGUCAGUCUUGUUGAUUUUGGUGGGAAUUAUUCUCCUGAGUAAGGCAAGCAUACUUUGGCCCUUUGUUUUGGUUUCAGUGAACAGUUUGGAAACAGUAAUACAAAAACUUGCUAAGGAUUCCUUUUUUAUUUUUAUUGCUGAAUGACAAAAUUGUUUCUCUUUCCAUGGUAGAAUGAAAAGGAGAGGCUCCUUAUCCCUCACCCCAGCACUUUUCUACUGUAAUCUUCCGGAUGCAAUUAAACAUGAAUUCUUUCCAAACUGACAUGCCACAUACUGUUUGAAAAUACAUAACUGAACUGUUUGUGCUUUUCUCUCAUAACCAAUCCAAAUCACAUCCACACAGCAUUUUAUGGGAGAUGCAUACAGAGCUAUAUUUUAUUGAGAUUUAUCAGGAAUCACAGGUUUCUUUUGUAGCAAGCCUAUACAGAUAACAUAGCAUGGAGUACAUCAUGGAAACUUUGGUGUAUCAGCACAAGUUGGAAAAGGUUGCAGUAACUUCAGAGACCAAGCCAGCAGCAAGUUGCAGAACAUCCUGAAGAAGUGCUAGUUAAAUCUCUAUAGCAACAUUACAUAUAUUUCAUAGAAUGUAUGUGAAGCUUAGAAUAGUUUAGAACUGUUUAAAACAACCACCACACUUGUAUUAGUAAUACAUAUGUUUCCUUUUGUAAAGCCAGAUGCCUUAACUGCUACUGGAGGUCUCAGAGAAAAAUCUAGAUUAUUAUAAAACCACAAAGCUUCAUUGAUUAGGAAAUGUGACUGAAGGCUCAAGGAGUAAGAGGAGGGAGGACUCUGGCACAAAAUAACUGUGAUGGCAACUCUGCUUCCAAACAAAAAAAUCUUUUAAGUCAUUUCUGACCAGUUUUGUAGGGUUUUGUGCAUGGAAAACUAUUGAGACUAGAGUCUUCCACGAAGGAAUUUAAAACUAGAUGUGAAAUGGAAGAAUUUUAGCAAAGGAUGUCUGUUCGUACCAAAUGCUUUUAUAGCUAUUUUUUAAAUAGCAGGUGUUUUAAAGCUCAUUAGGGUAUUGGAAUGUGUCCUUAGAAAUCCUCCACUGUAUGUGGCAGGUCUCCAAACUGGAACUGGCUUUAAUGAAGAGGGUAAAAGGAAAAAAAAUUGAAGAAAAUAUGCUUUAUGGGGGUAUGUGGAGGUAAUAAUUAAAUUUUUGAUUUAUCCAGGUAGCAAAAGCCAAGCUCACAGGGCAGCAACAGACUCACUGGCAAGAUUUGAAUUAAAAUUCAUCAUGAAAAAUAGGAGAAAUUGAUUGGAAAAAAUAAGGUGUAUGAGAAACUACACUUAAGUAGGAAUAGUCAGCUGCACAGAGGAGGAGUGAGUAUUACUGUGCUAUAUCUGGAGGCAAGGAUGGCACAGAAUAUGUCAAACUUAGCACUGUUAACUCUUUGCUGCAGAAAAGAUGCUCGUGAUGGAGGGGUGCAUCAGCAUAUGG